Messenger RNA from Colletotrichum karsti, 5526 nucleotides. RefSeq names its product subtilase. Gene Ontology annotation, cellular component: cell wall; membrane. Gene Ontology annotation, molecular function: serine-type endopeptidase activity; epoxide hydrolase activity. The record is from RefSeq and is a predicted model, not a curated record. Gene Ontology annotation, biological process: epoxide metabolic process; proteolysis. The coding region runs from base 1 to 5526 and encodes 1841 amino acids. NCBI's taxonomy places the organism in Eukaryota, Fungi, Ascomycota, Sordariomycetes, Glomerellales, Glomerellaceae. The transcript has 5 exons.
AUGAUGUCAUUGAAUAUUCCCGUCAUAGUCGCUCUAGCAGCUAUUGUAUAUGGUCCGACGCAGUAUACCGAUGUCUUUUUCGAAAGCCAACUCAGCCAACGUUUCGUUGGGCGCAGCGGCGUCAAGGUGCUUCUCAGCCUCAGUCUUAUUCUGGGUGUUGGAAAGUGGCUCAACAACUUCUUCAACAAACUGGCCUUGAAUCACUGGCGCCUAAAGGCACAUAAAGGCUGGGCCUGGGACAGAGAAAUAGCUGUCAUUACCGGUGGUUGUGGUGGCAUCGGUAGGGAGCUGGUGCUGGGUCUCGUGAAGAAAGGGGUCAAGGUCGCGGUCCUGGACGUUAUCCCCCUUCCAGCAGACAUGGCGACUGAACGACUGAUAUUAUACGUCGAAACCGACAUCACUUCAGCCAAAGCCGUCGCCAAUGCAGCUCAGACCAUUCGAGAUUCCUUCGGAAACCCCACCAUCCUCAUCAACAACGCCGGCAUUGCAUCACCGCACACCAUCCUUGAGACCCCAGCCGAGUUCCUGCCCAAAAUAUUCGGCGUCAAUACUGUAGCUCUUUGGAUCAUGACGAAGGAGUUCUUGCCCAGCAUGAUUGAGCAGAACAAGGGCCAAAUCGUUAAUAUCUCGAGCCUUACGGCGUACAUGGCACUCCCGUCGAUGGUCGACUACUGCGCGUCAAAAGCUGCAUCCUUGACUUUCCACGAAGGCCUCAACUGCGAGCUCAAGACCAAAUACAAGGCCGACGGCAUUAUUACGACGAUUGUCCAGCCCAGCUGGGUGAGGACACCAAUGUCUCCCCAGAACGCUGAUGAGAUUGAAAGAAAGCAGGUCAAGAUGCUGUCACCCAAGGAGGUUGCCGACCGUACUCUGCAGCAAAAGUUCGAUUUCCACGUUUCCGACUACCAGAUAGAGGAGUUUCAGAACUUGCUGAAAGCCUCUAAAAUUGGUUCCGAGACCUGGUAUAACCAGCAGAAUGACACCCAGUUCGGCACCACCAGACAGUGGCUUGCGGAAGCAAAGGAAGCGUGGCACAAGCUGGACUGGCGAGAAACAGAGCAACGCUUGAAAAGCUUCCCCAACUUCAACAUCUCAAUCGAAGAUGGUCAUGUUGGAAAAACGAACAUCCAUUUCAUCGCCCUUUUUUCAGCGAAUCCUGAUGCUCUUCCACUGCUCUUUCUGCACGGGUGGCCAGGCUCAGUCUUGGAGUUUCUUCCAUUACUGGACCUUCUCAUGUCGAGGUAUACUCCAGAGACUCUACCUUAUCAUGUGGUGGUACCUUCUCUGCCGCACUAUGGCCUCUCUGGAGGGCCUUUGGAUGUAGAGCUUACGCUAGAUGCAGCAGCAAGGCUCAUGAAUAAGCUCAUGCUUGGUCUUGGAUUUGGCUCGGGCUACGUUGUACAAGGCGGCGAUAUUGGCAGCUUCAUUGCCAGGAUACUCUCGGCUACGUAUGAGGAGUGCAAAGCAUUUCACAUCAACAUGCUCGCGCCAGGAUCUCAGGAUGAGAUUCUACCCAACGCGAACAUCACAACAGCAGAAGCUGAGCAUGUGCAACGCAUGUUUGACUUUAGUUCUAAUGGAUCAUCCUACAUUCUGGAGCACGGUCUGAGACCUUCUACAACCGGCCUUGUUCUCGCAUCGAACCCUCUAGCAAUGCUAGCAUGGAUUGGUGAAAAGCUUAUUGAAUGGCCCGAUUCUAGAUACCCUCUCCCUCUCGACACUAUCCUCACCUUGGUCAGCUUCUAUUGGUACACCGAUACACUCCCUCGAAGUCUGUACCCAUAUCGAGCCCUUGCGGCAGCCGCAGCUGCAGAUGUGCUUUUCACAGUUCCGACAUCUCGAGAAAAGCCCUUUGGAUACUCUGUUUUCCCGGCCGAGAACAUUUUGAUGCCUCAAGCCUGGGCCCAAAAGGCUUACUCCAAUCUGGCAUACUACAAACGGAAUGACAAGGCAUCCUCCGACAACGCGACGGGUCGAUACAUUGUCGAGAUUCAGCCCUCGACUAUUCUUGCCCGACAAGACUCUACCGUAGUCGACUCGGUUGUCGAUAAAAUCUCCUCCCUUGGUUACGACGCCAAAGUCAAGCAAGACUUUACUUCCAUUUCUGGUCGCUUCCAGGGUGUGUCGGUGGAGAUCACCAACAAGAACUCGACGGGUGCCCUCGACGAUAUCAAAAGCGUUCCUGGUGUCGUUGGCGCCUGGCCUGUUUACCCCAUCGCCUUGGACGUCUCAUUCGAGGUUACCAGUGGUUCGCAGAAAUGGAACCCCCAUAUUGCUACUCGGGUCAAUGAGCUUCAUGAGCGUAACUUCACCGGCAGCGGGCAACGCGUUUGCGUCGUUGACAGCGGUGUCGAUGUUGCGCAUCCAGCUCUUGCUGGCAAGGUUGCCGGUGGAAAGAACCUCUUCGAUACCAGCUCAACCGCACUCACGGACUGCGCGGGCCAUGGAACGUUCGUCUCUUCGGUCAUUGCUGCAUCACACAAGGACUUUUCCGGCGUCGCCCCUGACUCCGAGAUCUACAUGUACAAGGUCUUCGGUUGCGACGAUACGACAUCCAACGACAUGGUUCUGAAGGGCAUGCUUGCUGCUGACUCGGAUGGUUGCGACAUCAUUUCUGUCUCCAUCGGUAGCAACACUGGCUAUGCCAACUCCGUGUUAUCACGGGUUGCCAGUGAGAUCGCUCAAGACAGACUCAUCAUUAUCGCCGCCGGUAACUCAGGCGAGAUGGGUCCCUAUUUUGCCAGCUCGCCGGCUGCUGGUCGUGGGGUCAUCUCAGUUGGAUCUGUCGAGGCUUCUCAGACGAUGGGCUGGCCGGCAACUCUUGUCUCGUCCAGUGGAAAGUCUCUCGAUAUUUCCUACGUCACUUCUGACGGCACCAAGUUCAACGAGACUAUUGAUGUCCCAAUUUCUCUCGACUCCGGCGAUUCCUGUAAUAUCGCGGGAUCUGGAUCAGAGAACACGGCUGUUCUGGCCAAGCGUGGUGUAUGUCCACCUGCUGGGUCCUACGCAUCAAUCGCCAGCGUUGGCUUCAGUUACGGUAUCCUGUUCGACUCAUACAAGCAAGGCGCGUACUACAUGUCCGAUGUGACACCUUGGUCCGACACGCUUCGACUCAUGGCCGUGACAACGGCAUCUGUUGGCGACUGGGCUGCAUCCCAAGCCGGCAGAAACCACACCCUGCACCUUCGUAUCCAAGGUGAUGCCCAGCCCGCCGCAUUCAGUGCCGAGGUUCCUAGCUCCGGUCAGAUCUCGAGUUACACUUCUUGGGGCCCAACAUACGAGAACGGCUUUUCUCCCAUCAUCUCUGCGCCCGGUGGCGUUGUGUAUGGAGCUUUCCCUGACAACAAAUUUGCUAUCUCGUCCGGCACUUCUUUUGCCACGCCGUACAUCUCUGGAGUUGCUGCGCUGUGGUACGCACACGCAAAGAAGGAUCGCGCAGAGUUCGUUCGUCGAUUGACGUCGACUGCUGUUGCUCUUCCCGGAUUCAACAACAACGACGGCCGAGUCGUGUCAGAGGUUGCGUCUCUGGCGCAACAAGGUGCAGGACUUGUUGAUGCGGCGAAACUUUUUGACUCUACGACUGUCUUGCUUUCGGAACCGACUUUGUCUUUGAACGACACAGACAACCGUGUGAACACGCACACAAUCCGCAUUCAGAACACUGGAACAGAGGAGGUAACAUACAACAUCUCCCACAUUGGAGCCUCGACAGUUUCAUCCAGGAAUGUCUUGUUGUAUCCCAACGUCUACUACCCUCCCACUGUUUCCGUUACCGGAUCACUCGCGGAAGCAAAGACCGUCGUCGUAGCCCCUGGAGCAACCGAAGAUAUUGUGGUCACCAUAUUGGCCCCCGAAGUUACUGCUGACAGCGGCGCUCUAUGGAGCGGCAAGAUUCUUCUGGCGGGAUCUAAUGACGAUCUAGUCACGGUUCCUUACAUCGGUAUCGAGGCUUCAACGUACAACUGGACCCCGUUGCACCAUGGACCAGAGUCCUAUCGCUAUGACGAUUCGAAUGGCGACUUGCUCCCAGUUGAUUACCAAGGCAAAGCAUACCGUCCUGCCGAAGGCGAUUCACCAGAGACUUACUUCGCUUUCCGAUACGGAACGUACGAGUUCUCGCUCGACCUCGUUGGAGUUGACUGGACUACCGACCAGUUCUCGUAUCCCCCUCAGCAUGGUUCAGGAUCCAAAGCCUGGCUCGGAUCAGUCAGAUCCCAGCCCAUUGUCCCGGGCAACUACAUGGACUUCCCUAUGCGUGAGAUCGUUCGCUUCAGCCAGGGUAGUUUCGUCACCUUCCGGUCGUUUGCCAACGGCACUGAUAUCCCCUCGGGACGAUACCGCAUUUUCACUCGUGCAUUGCGUAUCUUUGGCGAGGCAUCCAACCCGAAGGACUGGCAACUCUUCCUCUCGGACCCAUUCUCAAUCCAACUUGGCAAUGAUCCUGUUCCCGGUCAAAAUGCGACAUUCACGACAAGGCUUCCGUCAUCAACUGUCGCUGCCACACCAACGUCCGCAGUAUCUGCUGCCACGACAUCUGCGGUCACAACGACGGCUCCAGUCUCUGUGCCCGGCACUACAAGCACGCUGACUGCAACUGCCACGCCAACAGGUCUAUCUGGAGCCUUUACAUCUCUUCAAUUGCAGCGCCUGCGCGAGUCCACCCCUUUCAUCAAUGACCCAGAGGCUUGGAUGGAGUUGCAUGUGCAAAUUUCGCUCCCAACCCCGGUCGCGGCCGACUCCAUUUUGACCUUCGCCGUUCCCUCCGAGAUCACUGACAUCGCUGAGGGUGAUCAACUUUCCGCCGCUGGCGCCCUUGCGGGCUCGACAUCUUUCAAUUCCGAGACUCGUCUGUACACCAUCACCCUUGGGGACUGGACGACUUGGAACAAGAACAUGAUCGGCGACUUCUUCCUGAUGUGUCGCUUCACGCCAGAAUUCGCGGCUUCCAUGAAGCAGGGCACCUACGUUGUGCAGUUCCCCACCGUCGGAAGAGUCCAUGAAGCCACUGUCUACUACACAGCCGUAGACAGAUCCGUCGUCUACGAUCGCAUUUCUACCACACCAUAUGACGGCACUUCCCUCUUCACUGUCGAGGCCGAGAUCCCGGCAUCAUUAGGCCCGUGGGACUAUGUUCGUCUUGAGACAUCCCACGCGACCGACAACGACGGUUUCGUUUGCGACAAUUCCAGCGUCAUAGUCGGCCACGAGUUUGACACCGAGAACCGCAUCACGAGCUUCACAGACGUCACUGACGAAGCUGUCGAGAUCUGCAACGUGAAGAACUUUCGCGCCGUGUACAACCACACCUUGACUGGCGAUGAUGUUUUGCGUUUCACGAUGGGUAGUAUUCAGGGAGAUCGGCAAGCCUGGACUCUUAAUGUUGUUUACUUGCUUGAUGUUCAACUGUCAAAUGGCACGCUCGUCCUGUACGAUGCCAGAAGUUUGGCCUUUGAGAGGAAUCCGCGGUUGAGGAACAAGGGGUUCGAUGCAUUCAGCGGCGAACGUGCCACUGAAAUCAACUUGUAG